AUGGCCAACCGAGCCGCCAAAUCUCCUGCUCGCCAGGCCAACACCAAAGCUACCACCAAGCCUACAGGCUUUGCUUCAGAGGGUGUCGAGAACAACGAUGUCACGACACUCAAGUCCAACGAUUGGCUGAUUUGCAGUACCCUGACUGUUGUCGCCCUCUUCGUGCGCCUGUUCCGCAUCUCCCAGCCCACCAGUGUCGUCUUUGACGAAGUCCAGUAUNNCUUCGGUGGUUUCGCUUCCAAGUACAUCAAGGGCAAGUUCUUCAUGGACGUCCACCCUCCGUUGGCCAAGCUUCUCAUCACUCUCGCUGGCUGGCUGGCUGGCUUCGAUGGCGAGUUUGAUUUCAAAGAUAUCGGCAAGGACUACAUCGAGCCCGCCGUCCCAUACGUUUCCAUGCGCCUUCUUCCUGCCCUCAUGGGUGUCGCUACGAUCCCCAUCAUGUUCUUGACCCUCAAGGCUUCGGGAUGCAAGACUGUUACUGCUGCCAUGGGCGCCGGCUUGAUCCUCUUCGAGAACGGCCUUGUCACCCAGUCCAGACUCAUUCUGCUCGACUCUCCUUUGGUCAUCUUUACCGCUCUGACCAUCUUCGCCUGGACCUCUUUCACCAACCAGCACGAGCAGGGCCCCUCAAAGGCUUUCACUCCUAGCUGGUGGUUCUGGUUGGCCUUCAGCGGUGUCGCUCUCGGUGCCACCGUCAGUGUCAAGUGGGUUGGACUCUUCACCAUCGCUUGGAUCGGCAGUCUUACCCUUCUCCAACUCUGGGUCCUUCUGGGCGACACCAAGACGGUCACUCCUCGUCUUUGGUUCAAACAUUUCUUUGCCCGUUUCUUCUGCCUGGUCGUCAUCCCUGUUUCCUUCUACAUGAGCAUGUUUGCCAUCCAUUUCCUCUGCCUGGUCAACCCCGGCGACGGUGAUGGCUUCAUGUCUUCCGAGUUCCAGUCUACUCUCAACAGCAAGGGUAUGCAGGAUGUGCCUGCUGAUGUCGCUUUUGGCAGCCGUGUCUCGAUCCGUCACCACAACACUCAAGGAGGCUACCUGCACUCGCACACCCACAUGUACCCCACUGGCAGCAAGCAGCAGCAGAUCACCCUGUACCCCCACAAGGACGAGAACAAUGUCUGGCUCCUCGAGAACCAGACCCAGCCCGUCGACCUCGAUGGUACCGAAAUCAAGACCCCCUUCGCAUGGGACAACAUCGAGCCUACUUUGAUCGAGGACGGCGCCGUUCUCAAGCUCUACCACGUCAUCACCGACCGCCGCGUCCACUCUCACGAUCACCGUCCUCCCGUCACUGACGCUGACUGGCAGAACGAAGUUUCCGCAUACGGCUACGAGGGUUUCGAGGGUGAUGCAAACGAUCUCUUCAAGGUCGAGAUUGUCAAGCACUUGUCAGACGGUGAAGUCGCCAAGAACCGUGUCCGUACCAUCGAGACCAAGUUCAAGCUCGUCCACAUCAUGACCGGCUGUGUUUUGUUCUCGCACAAGGUCAAGCUUCCUGACUGGGGCUUCGAGCAACAAGAGGUGACUUGCGCCAAGGGUGGCACUUUGCCCAACAGUAUCUGGUAUAUUGAGAGCAACGAUCACCCUCAACUCAAGGAAGACUCGGAGAAGGUCAACUACCGCAACCCUGGUUUCUUCGGCAAGUUCUGGGAGCUCCAGAAGGUCAUGUGGACCACUAACGCUGGACUCGUCGAGUCUCACGCCUGGGACUCUCGUCCUCAGUCAUGGCCAAUCCUUCGCCGUGGUAUCAACUUCUGGGGCAAGGACCACCGUCAAAUCUACCUCAUCGGCAACCCCCUUAUCUGGUGGUCUUCGACUGUCUCUGUUCUUGUGUACCUGGCUUUCAAGGCACUAGCUGUCUUGAGAUGGCAGCGUGGAUACAAGGACUACAACAACGUCCCUUUCAAGAGAUUCGACUACGAGGUUGGCACCAGCGUUCUCGGCUGGGCUCUUCACUGGCUUCCCUUCUUCCUCAUGCAGAGACAACUCUUCUUGCACCACUACUUCCCUGCCCUCUACUUCGCCAUCAUCGCCCUCUCUCAGACAUACGACUUCAUCACUGCUCGCGUUCCUGCUCUUGGUCUGCGUCAGCGUCCUGUUAUUGGAACCGCUGGUGCAGCCAUCUUCUUGCUCCUCAGCAUCAGCAUCUUCUACAUGUACUCUCCUGUCGCAUACGGAAAUGCCUGGACCAAAACAGACUGCGCAAAGGCCAAGCUGUUCGAGACUUGGGAUUGGGACUGCAACACCUUUUACGACAGCACGUACGACAGAACGCUCGCCGCUGCCAAGCCCACAUCAGCAGCAGCAGUCGCAUCCCCUGCCGUCCAGUUCUCGCACGAGGAGGUUCCCGAGGCUCAGGUGACCAACCGCGUGUUGGCUGGUGAAGAGAAGAUCGAAUACCGUGACGAAGCUGGUAACAUUCUUAAUGAGGAGCAGGUCAAGGAGCUUGAAGGCAAGGUUUCGUUCUCGACACGCUACGAGACUCGUACCAGACUGGUGGAUGCCAACGGUAACGAAGUUUCGGAUGGCAGAGUGGAAGAGGAAGUGGAGAGCUUUGCAGGAACAAUCGCCGAAGGCGCCAACCAAGAAACUGGUGGAGUGGCUCAGGAAUCGGCCAACGAGCAGCCUGCCAGCGUCAAUGUCAACGACGAUGUUGAGAAGGAGAAGAGCAUCGAGGCAAGCACCGCAUCCGCAGAACCAGAAUCGGAUGCUGGUACAGCCACUGGCAGAGACGAGCUCUAA
This is a messenger RNA of Aureobasidium uvarum, 2742 nucleotides long. Lineage: Eukaryota; Fungi; Ascomycota; Dothideomycetes; Dothideales; Saccotheciaceae. The record is from the annotation of a GenBank genome assembly.